AUGUCGUCCCUCGAGGCCAAGAUCGUCGUCGUUGGCUCCCAGGGCGUCGGCAAAACCUCUCUGGUAACGCGUUUCUGCAAGGGCCAGUUCGACCCCUCGCAGAUCACGUCGACCGUUGGCGCCAGCUUUCUCACAAAGCGUGUCGUCGAUAGCGACAGUGACACGGUUGUGCGUCUGCAAAUAUGGGAUACUGCUGGCCAGGAACGCUUUCGCUCCAUCUCGCGCUUAUAUUACCGCGGCGCCAAUGCCUGCAUCCUCUGCUACAGCAUCACUGACGCCAAUUCCUUUGCCGAGAUGGGCAUCUGGCUGACCGAGCUGCGCCGAAACCUCCCCGCCGACAUCGUUCUCCACGUCGUCGGCACCAAGGCCGACAUUGUCGCCCGUGACCCCCAUAAGCGAGAAGUCCCUUUUGAGCGCUGCAUCGCCUACGUGGCCGAGAACCUGGCUCCGGGCACGAGCAGCACCCCUCCGCCCACGGCUGGCGGCCUCGGUCCGGGUGGCUUUAUCGGUGGUGCCAGCGUCUCUGGCUCGGGAGGCGUCUGGGCAGGGUCGGGGACAGGCUCAGGCGCAGCAGGCGCAAUGGGGGCGAGCUAUGCGGCCUUCUCACAUGGCACAACGUCCGCACCACCACCGCUGCUGGGCGGCGAGCCGCGCAGUCCCAGCUCGAAACGAAGCUCCGGCUUCUGGGGUCAGGAGGCCGGCUGGGAUGCCUGCCACGAGAUCUCGGCCGAGAGCGGCGAGGGCGUCGAGGAGGUGUUCCGCGUCGUCACGCGCAAGCUUGUCGAACAAAACCGGAAGAUGCAGCAGGCCUUGCUUGCCGCCACAUCUACGCCCGGUGCCAUGUUUCUGCCCGGCGACGGCAGCAGUAACUCAGCCGGCGCCGGUGCCGAUGGCUACGGCUACGGCGGUGUCAACAAUGAUGCCAGUGCGCGCGGAAGCUUUCGCGUGGGCCGAGACCGCCGCAGCUGGCUGUUUCCCCAAACGUUUGGACCCGAGAUUGCAGUUGACCCCAACGGCUCUGGCAGUGCCCGCGACCACAGCCAGGACCCUUCUGCCAACCGGAGGCGGGGAUGCUGCUGA
Messenger RNA from Grosmannia clavigera kw1407, 1080 nucleotides. RefSeq names its product Ras-like GTP-binding protein. NCBI's taxonomy places the organism in Eukaryota, Fungi, Ascomycota, Sordariomycetes, Ophiostomatales, Ophiostomataceae. Bases 1 to 1080 code for a protein of 359 amino acids. The transcript is spliced from 2 exons. The record is from RefSeq and is a predicted model, not a curated record. Gene Ontology annotation, cellular component: endomembrane system. Gene Ontology annotation, molecular function: GTPase activity; GTP binding. Gene Ontology annotation, biological process: intracellular protein transport.